Messenger RNA from Medicago truncatula (barrel medic), 1527 nucleotides. Its product is annotated as transcription factor bHLH7. NCBI's taxonomy places the organism in Eukaryota, Viridiplantae, Streptophyta, Magnoliopsida, Fabales, Fabaceae. The record is from RefSeq and is a predicted model, not a curated record. Gene Ontology annotation, biological process: regulation of transcription by RNA polymerase II. The coding region runs from base 274 to 1251 and encodes 325 amino acids. Gene Ontology annotation, cellular component: nucleus. The transcript has 7 exons. Gene Ontology annotation, molecular function: DNA-binding transcription factor activity, RNA polymerase II-specific; protein dimerization activity; RNA polymerase II cis-regulatory region sequence-specific DNA binding.
GUACAACUUCACAGCACAAACAACAACCCACAUUCUUAGCAUCCUUGCAUGUGUACGUAUCCACCAACAAACAAAAAACAGAGCAGAAACAGAGCAAAAUAAAAACCUUACCUUUCGUUCUCUAACUUUCAAUCUUUACACAUUCCAUGAUACCCUUUUAAGCAUUUUGCACUUCCCUUCAUUUGGGUAAGUGAAAGUUUCUUCCUUUACCACUUUUUCAAUACUCAAGUUCUUACCUUUAACCCUUGUUUAGCUUAGUAGUGAAAAAAAAAUAUGGAAGGAGAAAGUAACAACAAAGAGAACAGUUCUAAGCUAGCAUCAUAUGAAGCUGAAGGAACCAGUAACCAUGAUGUUUCUGAGGAACAUCACAUUCAAAACCAAUACUUUGGAAGAAGUGGGAUAGAGUGGAAUUUCUUACCAAAACUACCUCAAAAUAACUAUGUUGAAUAUCUCUCUGAAUCCUCAUGUUAUCUUCCAAAUACUGCCACAACAGCUGAGUAUAAUAUGAUUGGGAAUAGCCAUUAUCACACUCUUGGUAGUAGCAGCAGCAGUUUCAAUGAUCCUGGAAAAGCUGAUUUUGGUUUUAAGCUGAUUGAUUCUUCAAGUCAUGAUUUUGGUGUUAGGAAGCGUGCAGGGCUUUGGAGAAGUGAUGAAGGAGAGGAAGAAGCUCAUAAAUUUGAAACUGGAAGUAGUCAAAAUCUCCACUAUGCUGAGGGUCAUGCAACAUGGACACCUGAUUCUGUUGGAGAUAAGCAAUAUGGUUCACAAUUUGAUCAUAUGGGAGUAGUUGCUGCACCUUCUUUACUUCCAAAUCCAAAAUCAGGAGGCAGCUCCACAAAACAGAAAAGUGAGAAAACACGUUACAGUGACCGUCAACGCAGGCAACGUAUUGCUGAUAACCUCAAAGCUUUACAUGAAUUGCUGCCGACUCCACAUGUGGGUAGUCAAGCUUACAUAUUGGAUGAUAUCAUUGACUAUGUUAAAUACUUGCAGAUUCAAGUGAAGGAACUAAGUGGAAGUAAAUUGCAAGCUGAUUCAAAUUCUAUACCACUAGUUUUCCAUGAGGGUUAUGGGCAUUAUAUAAAGGAACAGGUGUUGAAUGAGCCUCUUGAAGAGAUAAUGGGGAAUCUACUUGAAGUAAAUUCAGCAGCAACAUGUCAGCUACUUGAAAACAAAGGUCUUGUUCUGCUGCCUAUUGCUUUGGUUGAUGAACUGAACCAGGCUAUGCAAUGGUUGAACCAAGCUAGCUAGAUAACUAUUUUUUUUUUCUUUUCUGCAUUAUGGUUGAUUUAUAUUUUGUAUGUUUGGAUUAUUAGGUAUGUGAACCAAGCUAACUCUUGAAAAUCUAUGGUACUCAGAGGUGGUGUGUGUUACUGUUUCUUGUUUCUGUGUUGGGAUUUGUUCGGUUAUGAAACUUGCAUGAAAAGUAAGAUAGGACACAGGACUUAUUUGUGACCGGUGAUUUAGUUCAUGGUUUCAAAAUGUUUCACAUGUUGAUUUAAAUUUAGAAGGAAUAUUCAAUUUUCA